Molecule: messenger RNA, 998 nt
Organism: Leptinotarsa decemlineata (Colorado potato beetle)
Lineage: Eukaryota; Metazoa; Arthropoda; Insecta; Coleoptera; Chrysomelidae
Gene: mRpL15
Product: mitochondrial ribosomal protein L15
Biological process (GO): translation
Cellular component (GO): mitochondrial large ribosomal subunit
Molecular function (GO): structural constituent of ribosome
Source: RefSeq, a predicted model, not a curated record
ACAGUUGACGUGACAGCUUAACCCUAAAAUAAUGUAGGCAUGUAACCUAAAAUAUCUAACGACUAAUACAGAGAAAAUGGCCAGCACGACAGAUAAAGCUCUUAACCUUCUUCGUUACCUCCCCAGAGUCUGUCUCGCCAAUAUCAGAGACAAUCCAGGCUCAAGAAAAAAACCUCGAAGAGGUAGGGCACAACAUGGAGGUGAUUACCAUGGUGCUGGUAACAAAGGUUCUGGUCAAAGACAAAACUUCAUGCGAUUAGGAUAUGAAACAGGCAACAACCCAUUCUAUCUACGUUUCCCAUGGGAGCCAUACUACAAACGUCAUCACUUGAAAAGGCAAUAUCCUCCCCUUUCUAUGAUCGACUUACAGAAACUCAUAGAUACAAACCGAAUUGACACUUCGAAACCAAUAGAUUUGCAAGCAAUUUUGAACACUGGUCUCUAUAAGCUGUCUCCGGACCAGCUUGAAUUCGGGGUUCAAAUGACUGAUGAAGGGGCAGACAUUUUCUGUGCGAAAAUCAACUUGGAAGUCCAAUGGGCUAAUGAAUUAGUAAUUGCUGCGGUAGAGAGAUCAGGAGGAGUCAUUACAACGGCUUAUUAUGACCCGCACAGCUUGCAAGCUAUGGUGAAUAGCAGAAAAUUUUUUGAAAGAGGCGUCCCAAUCCCGAGAAGAAUGAUACCUCCACCAGAUGCCAUUGAAUAUUACACAGAUCCAUCUAAAAGAGGCUAUUUGGCUGACCCCGAGAAAAUAUCUGAAGAACGACUGGUUCUGGCACAAAAAUAUGGUUACACGGUACCCAAAAUUGAAGAUGAUCCAGAUUACCAAAUGCUGACAGAGAGAAAAGACCCUCGACAGAUAUUUUACGGGUUACAUCCAGGCUGGAUCAUCAAUUUAAAAGAUGAGGUCAUUCUGAAGCCUCAAAAUGAAGAAUUACAAGAAUAUUAUGCUACGUAAAUGUAUGUGUAGUUUAUUUAGAGAAUAAAGUAUGAAUUAACAA